Messenger RNA from Physcomitrium patens, 327 nucleotides. Lineage: Eukaryota; Viridiplantae; Streptophyta; Bryopsida; Funariales; Funariaceae. The record is from RefSeq and is a predicted model, not a curated record.
UACUUCAGGAUGAUUAGUUUUCGAAACCUGUGGUAUAGGCCUAUUGAUGUUCCUCCAGAGAUGGGAAGCAAACUUAUUCGGGGACAUGAACUGAACUUCAUUCUCGGGAAAUCUCGAGUAUUCCCAAUCGACAUCCUGUUCUGCACAGAAAAGUUUGAAGACAUAAGCGAAAAUGAACCACUGUGGCAGAAGCAGUUGAGGAAAUUGCAGGACUCAUCACCGUCUCAUGUCGAGCUUUUAAGUGAAGUCGAAGCUCUUAGAUUCGACACUGAAGGGGUAAGGAUGGGAGCGAUCUUAGACUCAUAUUCGGUUCGCGUUUGUCUGUAG